AUGGCGCAUGGCAACUCCAACACCGCGCAGCGAUUGGAUGCCCCUACCCCGGCGCACCCGCAGACCCCGGGAGUCAUGUCUAUGGGCACCGGACAACAGCAGUCCACUGCCGUCCAGCAGUCCACUGCCGUCCAGCAGUCCACUGUCAUCAAGCAGUCCACUGCCGUGCAGCAGUCCACUCCCGUCCAGCAGGGCGUCAGCCCGUAUGGCACGCCGUUUAUCGGGCAGCGGUCUGGGGCCCGCACAUCGGGGCACGUCCACAAUGAGGGAGGCAUGAUUGGGGGUGGUGUUCAACCGUCCACUGCGGUACAGCAGGCCGCCGUGAUGUACCGCACUCCCGAGCCAGCGCCUUCAGCCAGAGGUCAUCCAUCGGGUAACUAUACACCGGCGGCCUCCGGGUUCCAGACGGACAAUCCCGGGAACAACGGGUUCAAUUAUGAUCCUCCUGGACAUGGGAGAAGCACGGACAACGGGCAGACGGCAGCCCAGCUCCUAUCCAUCCAGAGCGCACAGAGAAGGCCCUACGGCGAGGAGAAGCGUGGGGAACAUUGCAGCAUCGCGGGGCCGGACCGAGCGGAGGGCUUGAGCAAGGGAGUUCCUUUCAGCAACGUCAACACGGGACAACUGCUGGGGGCUGUGAAGGCGUCUGUGUUGUAUCUAGAUAUUAUAUUUGGCGGUGGUGACGGCGGGUACAACUCGUCAGAGGGCAUCGGGGUCGAGAAGGUUGUCGCCGCCCCGCUCACGUCUGCCGCCACCUUGGGCGUUGAUGCGCAGGGGACGGGAGGGAGUUCGUCGACUUCGGCGGCCACACAUGAGUCUGUCGCCGACCCGGUCAAGACGGUGAUCAACCCGUACCUGAAGGACAGCCGUACUUCCGGGUCUAAGACAUCACGCCCCGGCACGAGUCCUGGGAGCCGUACUUCCGGCGGAGGCGCCCCCACCCCGGUAGGAUGCAACAAGAAGGCCGGUUUUGUUCCUGGGGUUGGCGUCCCCUCUCGCCUCCCCGACUCCAGACGCAAGUCUGGUUGGCUGUCCGUGCAGCAUUCUCCUGCUCCCUCUGCCCCCUCGGACAGGCCUACCGAGGUCGUCUCCCGCGUGGACAAUGUCCAUGUCAAAAAGUCGGUCCAGGCCGCCGUGGCGCACGCCGUGCCGAAGCAUCUAAACGCGGCGCUUACGGGGGCCGCCCUAAAGAAGGCCGUCGACAGCAAGGCCUUCAACCAGUCGCUGGGGGCUGUCGUCAAGCAGCAACUUUCGGGCCCGACCAAGAAGUUCAAGGAGGAUGUUAGGAAGUCAGUGUUGGACGCCACUGCGGAGGGAGUGUCCAACAUGCUGCAAGGGCACCUCACCAAGAUACAGCAGGCGGUGAACGCGGCUACGCAGGCUCAAGAGCAGCAGAGCCUGCGCAAUGCGAAGUCGGCUGCACCCCUGCAACAGGCGACAGCUGCAUUCUCGAAGGCCGGCGACGGGAAGAAGGGGAAGGGUGGCGCUCCAGGUCUCGACGUGAGUAUGAUCGAUGAGAAGAUCACGAACACCGUCGACACGAAGGUGGCCCAACUGCGCCAACAAAUCAGCUCGGACGUCCGCCAGCACAUGACCACCCUACUGGCCGAGCUGCAGAACUACCGGCCGGGAGGCGCCGGUUUCAACAUAGCCCGAGCAACGUCGUCCUUGGUAGGUGCUUGGGUGACAGAGAGCCUGGACGGCCUCGCUCAGUCAGUUGCCACGAAGGUGACGACGUAA
Messenger RNA from Ectocarpus siliculosus, 1740 nucleotides. Lineage: Eukaryota; Phaeophyceae; Ectocarpales; Ectocarpaceae. The record is from the annotation of a GenBank genome assembly.